CCCGCCGCGCCGCGCCGCGCCGCGCCCGGACGGCUGCGCGCCAUGAGCGAGGCGGCGGUGGCGGACACGCGGCGCCUCAACUCGAAGCCGCAGGACCUGACCGACGCCUACGGGCCGCCCAGCAACUUCCUGGAGAUCGACAUCUUCAACCCGCAGACCGUGGGCGUCGGGCGCGCCCGCUACACGAGCUACGAGCUCCGCAUGCGAACAAACCUGCCCAUCUUCAAACUGAAAGAGUCCUGCGUUAGGCGGCGAUAUAGUGACUUUGAAUGGCUGAAAAAUGAGCUGGAGCGUGACAGUAAGAUUGUAGUGCCUCCGCUGCCUGGCAAAGCACUGAAACGCCAGCUCCCUUUCCGAGGAGAUGAGGGCAUCUUUGAGGAGUCCUUCAUAGAAGAAAGAAGACAGGGCUUAGAACAGUUCAUAAACAAAAUCGCUGGACACCCGCUGGCACAGAAUGAACGCUGCUUGCACAUGUUCCUGCAAGAGGAGACCAUCGAUAGGAAUUACGUCCCAGGGAAGGUCCGCCAGUAGGGGAGUCCGGUAUCCUCCAUUUUCUCUCUCCUUGCAAAAAUGACAUUUAUUUUUACACUGUCUCUUCUGAACCAGCUUUCUCUCUCUGAACUUCCCCACGUGCCCAGUGUCACCCACCACGCUGUCCCAUCCCUUUUCCUUGUCAGGCAGCAGUGUUGAGUUCUGUUGGUCUUUGGUCUCUGCAAAAAGAAAAAGAAAACAAGUGAGAACCUGUAAUAGCUGCACCUGUUGGUGGAUGCCUAAAGCUUGAUAGGAACUAGUGUACGAUUGUCGUUUGUAUCAGAGCUGCCUCUUUCACACCUCAGUGCAAGGAUGCGGGGCACCUGUACAGGUACACCUAGGGAGAAUGUGGUCCUCACACUCUCGAGCAGUUGUGGAGGCAUGCUUCUGUGUCCUUUGCCUGGGAAUGAUCAAAGCCAUGACUGGAAUGCGGCAAGUCUCUCCCUUCUUCGCUGAAAGGCCACUCUAGACCAAAAAUGGCUUGCAAGCGCCCUUUAUUUAGUAGUAAGGUUCUUCUGAGGGAGUUCAUACAAGAGGCCGUCAUGCACGAACCCAGACACCCACUGGAAUGUUUUGGGAUUUUAGCUGCUAAUCCUAUCUUGAGACUCUAGCCUUGGAAAAGGUGGAGGCAGAUCAGACGUCCUGCCUGAGGCAUGAAGCGCCUUUGAGAGCUGUUAGGAAGCAGGAAAGCUCUCCAAGCUCUUGUGCUUUCUUAAGCAGAGUCUUGUGGAGGCCUGGGCCAGGGGCACCUCUUGGCUGUAGAAGCUACAAAGGCGUGCUUCCAAUGAAAAGGAUCCUAUCCUACCUUUUGUCUUCACAUCAGCAUCCAUCUGGGCUUACAGUGAAAAGCUCUCUACCGUUCAUUUAAUAUUUAAUCUGGUGGGAGGUCUUUUCCAUGGCCAUGGGUGCUUCUCGGCCAUCUAACAAGCCUCUUUCACGCAUUUAAACAAGACCCCUCCUUAAUCCCCCAAACUGCCCUGCAGUGCAUAUUGGGGUGGGGGCAUUAGCAUCAACCCAGGUGGUAAAGUGGGUUGACUUAAAAAGUGACUUACAGUUGCCUCUUUGUGCAUCUUCCACUACUUGGGGUGGGUGGUAGAGUGUAAUGGAGGUGAGAAAGGGCAGGUAGGCAGAACCCUGUAUAUGGCAGGGUGGGCCUGCAGGAUGGUAAUAGACAGACUGCACCCCUCCAUGGGACCACUUGAUGGCAACAAGCUCACUCUUCUUGGCUUCCAAAGCAAUGGCUACAGAGAAGCGGCCUCUGUGGAGACGAUUCUCAUCUGCCACGGGAAAAGUGCUAACAUGCCUGUUUGUAGCAGCCUCAGUUGCCGCCUGGCAAAUCUGCAUUAGCAGUGGGUUUUCAAACUCCUUCCUUCAUUGGUGCACAAGUCUGAAGAUCAAAAGGCUCUUGCUGCUGUACAUAUAUAUAUUCUGAUGUGGGGCUUAAUACUUCAGCAAGCUAUGUCUUCGGUUGACUGUCUAAUGUAAUGUCCGAGACUUGUUCAUAUUAAACCACUGUGAAGCCA
This is a messenger RNA of Varanus komodoensis (Komodo dragon), 2054 nucleotides long. It is a transcript of the gene SNX12, whose product is annotated as sorting nexin 12. Gene Ontology annotation, molecular function: phosphatidylinositol-3-phosphate binding. The coding region runs from base 43 to 531 and encodes 162 amino acids. Gene Ontology annotation, biological process: endocytic recycling; late endosome to Golgi transport. Lineage: Eukaryota; Metazoa; Chordata; Lepidosauria; Squamata; Varanidae. The transcript has 4 exons. The record is from RefSeq and is a predicted model, not a curated record. Gene Ontology annotation, cellular component: early endosome membrane; retromer complex.